GAGCAGCGGUAGCUGUUUUAACCUCCCUUAUGGAUUCUUCUAUCUAACAUUUUGAGCUGUGCAUCUAUUUUCAGAUAGUUACCAUUAAUUGCGUGACUAUCUACCAGAUCUACAAACACCGUCGGGAAAUGUCACAUAGCGACUAGACAGUGCACUGUUGAGCGAAGUAGUCUGCCUGCCUACCUACCUUUGAAGUCUACCCCGUUGCGCACUGGCUAUAUGCUUGGUCAGUCUGCUCUUCCGUGUGCCUCUUGGUGAAUGGGACGUUGUAAAACGGCAUUAACAGACUAUUGUUGGAUAAAUGACUCAUUCAUGAAAGUCUCUUCGAGGUCUGCGGACAGAGCCAGCGGCUGAAUGGGAAAUGAAUGUGACCGGGAAACAGCUACCAGAACAGAUAGAGCGUCCAGCCAGCCUCUUGGUUCCAACUUGGACAAAAUCUGGAAUUGCCCUGCUGUAUAACAAGGAGACCAGUAAUACUUAUGAUGUCCAUCUAAAGCUGACAAAAGAGGUGUUGACCAUACAGAAGCUGGAUGUGGUUUGCACGAGAGGGGGGUGACCCACAAUUAAAUCACAGAACUGUCGUACUCCGAAGACAGGCAGCUGGAGGUCUGGGUUUAAGCAUCAAAGGCGGUGCUGAGCAUAAAGUGCCUGUGGUCAUUUCAAAGAUGUUUAAAGAUCAAGCAGCAGAUCAAACUGGGAAGCUAUUCGUCGGGGACGCUAUGUUACAGAUCAAUGGCAUUAAUGUCGAACAUUGUAGUCAUGAAGAAGUUGUUCAUCUCCUGCGGACUGCCGGGGAGGAAGUCACCAUCACUGUGCGGUACCUCAGGGAAGUUCCAUCUUUUCUAAAGCUCCCAUUGGGCUCUCCUGUACCACCCGCUGAUCAAAGUAGCAGAGUAUCUUCACCACUAUUUGACAGUGGUUUACAUUUAAAUGGGAAUUCUAGCAACACAGCUCCAUCCUCGCCUUCCUCACCCUCGGCUAAUGAACCAAAGUAUGAGAAGCGCUGGCUGGAUGCAGUGUCCCUACCCUUGUUGAUGGCCCGAGUCUCCAAAUACAAAGCCGGAACGGAUAAAUUAAGGUCGAACAGCUUUGAAGUCUGCGCCUUAGAUGGAACGAGCAUCAAUAUUCUACAAUUUUGCACUGCAGCAGAAAGUAUUGACUGGCUUCAAGCAAUAUCAACCAAUAUCAGUGAUUUGACACUGGAGAAUAUGAAAAUGAUUAACAGAUAUUGCUCUCCGGAUGAUCAGAUUGUCCACAUGGGUUGGGUGUGUGGAAACCCACAUCCUGAUGAUGCUGGUCCUUCGAGUACCUUCAAGUUCCUGGCAUUGAGAGGCCCUUGGCUCUACAUCUUCAGGAGUCCUCCUGUUAGUGCAACCGACUGGGGACAAGCUGAAACCCUCUAUAUCCUUUAUGAGGUUCUGUUCAAGGUUCACAAGCUGUGGAUGGCAGAGGACUGUUGGAUCCAGGCCAAGUUCUACCUUGGCCUCCAGCAGGAUGAGGAGCUGCAGGACGGAGACCCCUUCUGUUUCAGUAUCCUGGUCGGCCACGGCCAGAGUCACACCUUCAGUGUGGAGAUGACCUCUGACCUCGCCGUGUGGGAGAAGUCCUUCCAAAGAGCCGUCUUCAUGGAGGUGCAGAGAGUCGGGUCAAAGACCUACAUGUGCAGCAGCCAGAGUAAAGUACUGUGUUUGACCAUAGACUUUGGAUCUGGCUUCACUUGUUCUGAGAGCUCCUCGAAGAAGAUAUUAUGGAGAUACAAAUUCUCUCAACUGAAAGGCUCCUCUGAUGAUGGGAAAACAAGGGUGAAACUCCUCUUCAAGAACGCUGAAAACAAACAGAUCGAGAUGAAGGAGCUGGAGUUCUCCAAUCUGACGGCAGUCCUCCAUUGUAUUCAUGGUUUUUCUUUCCAUUGCAGGAGCUGGAGUUCUCCAAUCUGACGGCAGUCCUCCAUUGUAUUCAUUCUUUUAUCGCUUCCAAAGUGGCCUCUGUGGACCCUGUCUUUGUCAACAGUCAAAGCAUCUCUGGAAAGUACAUGAUUUAGACACUUCUUUGUGUUGUCAUGUACAGUUUAGUCACAUGAGCUAAUUGACUAUUUUAUGUACAUUCAAAUUAAAUUGAUGUAUAUCUUGUUCCUGUUAUUUUUGUAAGGCUCUUGUUAAAUAAUAAGGAAAAUAUUUUAAAAAACCAUAUUUGACUGUGGAAGUAGAGGAUAUUUAUACUUGCAUUAAUUGGUUGUUAUUGACAUUACAGUAUGAAUAUGCUCAAAAUUAUAGAUUUUUUUUUUCCAUGUAGAAAAACAUAUUCAUGGGUUGCAUGUUUCGUCACAAUAUUGUUUUGAGCGUUCAUUUUGAACUGAUUGUGCAUUUUACUCAAAGCAUUGUCAAUGAGCGCUGAUGAAGAUUUCAUCAUAAAGUGCAUUACAGUAGCUUGGAAAUUCAAAAAGGAGGCAAAUAAUUAGUAGGGAAACCUUUUGUCAUCAUUUUGACGUCACCAGAUUGGCUUUAGAUGCAGUGUAACGUUAGCUAGCUAGCUAAAAUUGAGGGAAGGCCACCAGAUUUUAGCUAGCUAACAUUACCAUUGCUAAAAAAAAAUAAUACAAACUUUGAUAGCUAAUGACAACAUUGCCAUUUGUCUACAGUACAUUUGACGACAUGAUAAUUCUGGCAAUGUUGUUUCCUACUAAAUAUUGGAUGACUUUAUCAGUCAUCUUAUUUCCAGGCACUAUCGUGUAAUUUAGACGAAACAGUAGUUAGCCUGGGCGCAUCAAUUCAAUUCAAGGGCUUUAUUGGCAUGGGAAACAUGUGUUAACAUUGCCAAAGCAAGUGAGGUAGACAACAUACAAAGUGAAUAUAUAAGGUGAAAAACAACAAAAAUGAACAGUAAA
This is a messenger RNA of Oncorhynchus gorbuscha (pink salmon), 2884 nucleotides long. It is a transcript of the gene sntg2, whose product is annotated as syntrophin, gamma 2. The transcript is spliced from 17 exons. Gene Ontology annotation, molecular function: structural molecule activity; protein binding. The record is from RefSeq and is a predicted model, not a curated record. Bases 531 to 1937 code for a protein of 468 amino acids. Gene Ontology annotation, cellular component: dystrophin-associated glycoprotein complex; intracellular anatomical structure. Lineage: Eukaryota; Metazoa; Chordata; Actinopteri; Salmoniformes; Salmonidae.